AUGACAGGUGGCGUAGUGGACUUGCAGGAACAUACUUGCACUUGCGGCUUGUUCCAGUGCAUGAAGUUUCCUUGUCCUCAUGCAUGUGCUGCAUCUCAGGAGCGAAGUAUUAGCGCGUACACACUAUGCUCGCCAUAUUACACAACAGAAUAUUGGAGGAGGACAUAUGAAGGGACAAUUAUGCCAGUUGGUGACGAGGAUGAUUGGGAAUUGCCUGAUGACAUAAAGAACAUGAUAGUUGGAGUGCCUGUUGAGAAGCAACCAGUAGGGCGACCCAAGAAGCAAAAGGUUGGAAGAAUUAAGAACAACCGAACUGCUUGUAACGGUGAAAGGAUUAUCAAAUCACGAAAUUGUAGCAAGUGCGGUGCCAAGGGGCACAACAGAAGCACUUGCACCUACCGGGGUUAA
This is a messenger RNA of Cannabis sativa, 408 nucleotides long. RefSeq lists its product as uncharacterized. Gene Ontology annotation, molecular function: zinc ion binding. The record is from RefSeq and is a predicted model, not a curated record. The transcript has a single exon. Bases 1 to 408 code for a protein of 135 amino acids. NCBI's taxonomy places the organism in Eukaryota, Viridiplantae, Streptophyta, Magnoliopsida, Rosales, Cannabaceae.